Messenger RNA from [Torrubiella] hemipterigena, 1577 nucleotides. The record is from the annotation of a GenBank genome assembly. NCBI's taxonomy places the organism in Eukaryota, Fungi, Ascomycota, Sordariomycetes, Hypocreales, Clavicipitaceae.
AGGGUCUAUUUUGCAGUGUAGCAUUUUUCCCCUCCUCCCGCUCUUUUGCGACACCGGCUUUUCUUGCUCAAGCAUAGAACACGCCGUUAAUUUUAGCAGCUUUCUUCUUUUGUUUUUCAUUAACAGUCUACCGGAACAUUCAGACAUUCUUCAAAAUGAGCGGUGACAAGAUGGACGUCGAGAUUGCCGAGCAAAAGCUCAAGGCCAUGGAGCACAGCGAGCAGCACUACUUCAAGAGCUACGAUCACCACGGUACGAAUAUAUUAAUACGUAUACAACCGCAAGACGGAGACAAUGACUAACUGGUAUAUCGUGUGACAACGCAGGCAUCCACGAGGAGAUGUUGGUACGUUUGCCCUCCUGCUGACCCUACAACGGCCCUGAUAGUUUACUGACCGUUGCCUUGCUCAAAUAGAAAGACGAAGUCCGUACUCGUUCUUACAUGAACUCCAUUGUGCAGAACAAGCACAUUUUUAAGGACAAGGUCGUCCUCGAUGUUGGCUGCGGUACCGCCAUUCUCUCCAUGUUCGCCGCUAAGGCUGGCGCCAAGCAGGUCAUUGGUGUUGACAUGUCUACCAUCAUCUUCAAGGCCCGCGAGAUUGUCGCCGCCAACGGUCUGUCUGACAAGGUCACCCUUAUCCAGGGCAAGAUGGAGGAGAUUGUCCUCCCUGUCGAGAAGGUCGAUAUCAUCAUCUCUGAGUGGAUGGGAUACUUCCUUCUCUACGAAUCCAUGCUUGACACCGUCUUGUACGCCCGUGACAAGUACCUUGCCAAGGAUGGUUUGAUCUUCCCCGACAAGGCCACCAUCUUCUUUGCUGGUAUUGAGGAUGGCGACUACAAGGAGGAGAAGAUUGGCUUCUGGGACAACGUCUACGGCUUCGACUACACGCCCCUCAAGGAGACUGCCCUUUCCGAGCCCCUCGUCGAUACCGUCGAUAUCAAGACCGUUGUUACCGACCCUACUCCCGUCCUCACUCUGGACCUCUACACUUGCACCACUGCCGAUCUCGCCUUCAACACCCCCUUUACUCUGUCUGUCAAGCGCGAUGACUUCAUCCACGCCUUUGUUUCGUGGUUCGACAUUGACUUCACCGCUUGCCACAAGCCUAUCCGUUUCUCGACUGGUCCCCACACCAAGUACACCCACUGGAAGCAGACUGUCUUCUACCUCAAGGAUGUCCUUACCGUUCAGAACGGCGAAGAGGUUCAGUGCAACGUCAAGGUCAAGCCUAACGAGAAGAACCGCCGUGACCUCGACAUCGACAUUGCCUACAACUUCAAGACUGACGAUGAGAUCCGCUCUGCCCAGGGCGAGUGCGACUACCGCAUGUGCUAAAUGGCGUUUAAAAAGCAAACUUGGUGAAAAGAAAAUGCUAAUGACACAAAACGGCUUCGGUGAGCGUGAUUUAUAUACAAAAAAUGGGACUGAAACUGCAAGAUGAAUACUGCAAAUAUGAAAUGGACGGGAUGGAUACCUUGGCUUUGAGACCGAUUGGUCUCUUUAUGUUUGAGAUAGGGAAGGAUGUGCAUGUUCAUGACUACAUUUAGAUUAUAGAGAAUGACUUGUCAUGUUUUUU